Molecule: messenger RNA, 789 nt
Organism: Balaenoptera ricei (Rice's whale)
Lineage: Eukaryota; Metazoa; Chordata; Mammalia; Artiodactyla; Balaenopteridae
Product: neuroblastoma breakpoint family member 4-like
Exons: 5
Coding region: 1-594 (197 amino acids)
Source: RefSeq, a predicted model, not a curated record
AUGUGUUUAACUUUUUACUCAGACUUGGAAGAGGAUACUGUGGUGAGGAUCUACCAGGUCAGGGAGAUUUUGGCUGAUGGCUCAGGAAAGCAAACCAAGGCAGGAAGUCAUACUGUUCUUGAGGAAGAGGAAGACCAAGACCUUAUCUGUUCUAGUCCUCCCGACCCCACAAAGCUCAGUAUGGAGCUGCUGGUGAUAGAAGAGAAUGAAGUCCAGCAGGACUCACUGGAUGAAUGUGAUUUGGCUGGUUCUAUUGGCCAUCAUCUGUCAGACUCCUGUACGCCUUACAGAAGUGCCUCAUUCCAGUCGGAUAAAAGGGAGGUCUCCUCAGUUCUAUCCGUAAAUGGUGACUGGGAGGACUGUCACCAAAGGCCUUUGAGUUUCCAAGGCCCAGGGGUACAAACUUCACAAGCACAGCUGCAGAAAAGCACCCACAUGACCAAUUAUCUGCAACUGCAGCUGGACCAGCGUUUCAAUUGUGGGCACAGCAAAGUCACACUCGGUCUUUCCUCCACCAUCUGGGGCUUUACUGCCAACCCCGAUUCUGGAAGCCAAGGACCACUCUUCCUAGAUACCAAUUACUUUAGGAACUAAGAAAAGAUAUCGCCAAUUUGGAAGAAACCACAUUAUAAAAUGUACCUUUUCCAUUUGAUGAAAAAAAAUCUACAGCAGCAAGUCAAGUUAAAGCCCAAACAGAACACUGGAGGGAUCCUUUCCUGAGAAUCAACCUUACAACCAACAACUACUCUCCACACUCCAAGACAUAGAUCUGAUGGAAGAAAUCCCAGU